Messenger RNA from Oncorhynchus nerka (sockeye salmon), 4853 nucleotides. RefSeq names its product helicase for meiosis 1 (gene hfm1). The transcript is spliced from 38 exons. Lineage: Eukaryota; Metazoa; Chordata; Actinopteri; Salmoniformes; Salmonidae. Gene Ontology annotation, molecular function: ATP binding; nucleic acid binding. The coding region runs from base 1 to 4614 and encodes 1537 amino acids. The record is from RefSeq and is a predicted model, not a curated record.
AUGUUGGACUCAGAAGAAUGUACUUUGUCCCUGGAUAACUUGUUCUUUGAGAGGCCAGUUGUCCACAAAGUAUUCCAGCCACUCAGGACAUCCAAAAAGAGGCAGAGGAUCUUUCAUCAUUCAGAAGACUUCAUGAACAAGUCUCAGUGUUCCACAAUGGUCAGCAGAGGUCGAACUGAAACCCCACAGGAGUCUGGUCAUGCGCUGGAGCAGAAACAUUUUCCUCUGGACUUCAGCCAAAGCCCACCUGUACGGAGAAGUUUGUUCAAACCUCUCAUUGGUCAGGUGCUGAACAGUGGUGCAGACUUGAACACCCGCCACAGCCAGACAAGACCCAGAGAGCAGCAAACCUUCAACCAGGUUUCCAUGGCGACAGAGCCUCGACUGGCAAGACAGUCAGCAGCAGGCCCCAGCCCCCUCAGCGGGCUGGGUCCGGCUGCAGCCCGGGGACCCCCACCGCAUACACCGGACAAGGGCACCAAGAGGGCUAACGUCCUCCCCAUGACACCCCAGCCCCUUCAGAUACAAGAGUUCCCUUACUUCAACUACGUCCAAUCCAAAGCCCUGGAUGAUGUUCUUUACACAGGAAAGAAUGUUGUGGCUUGUGCUCCUACUGGUUCUGGUAAGACAGUGCUCUUUGAGUUGGCCAUCAUCCGCCUACUGAUGGAAACCACAGAGCCCUGGAGAAACGUCAAAGCUGUUUAUAUGGCCCCCAUCAAAGCUCUAUGCAGCCAGCGCUUUGAGGACUGGAAGAAGAAAUUCGAGCCUCUGGGCCUGAGCUGCAAGGAGCUGACCGGAGACACAGAGAUCGACGACUUCUUUGAGAUUCAGGACGCCCAUAUCAUCAUGACCACACCUGAAAAAUGGGACAGCAUGACCAGGAAGUGGAGGGAUAACUGCCUGCUGCAGUUGGUCCGGCUUUUCCUUAUUGACGAGGUGCACGUGGUGAAAGACACUACGCGUGGAGCGACACUAGAGGUGGUGGUGAGCAGGAUGAAGGCGGUCCAUGCCUUCCGUGCAGCAGAGAACCCCCAGGAGGACGUCUCCAUGAGAUUUGUGGCUGUCUCCGCCACCAUCCCCAAUAUCAAGGAUAUAGCAGACUGGCUGUGUGACACCAGAGGCCCUGCUACUUGUCUGGAGAUGGAUGAGAGUCACAGACCUGUGAAACUGAGGAAGGUAGUGCUGGGUUUCCCCUGCAGCAGCAACCAGACUGAGUUCAAGUUCGACCUGUCACUCAACUACAAGAUGGCCAACAUCAUCCAGACCUACUCGGACCAGAAACCAACCCUUGUUUUUUGCUCAACAAGGAAAGGAGUCCAGCAGUCAGCCGCUGUUCUGGCCAAGGAUGCCAGGUUCAUCAUGAGGAUUGAGCAUAAACAACGGUUGAUGAAGUAUGCAAACUCUCUCCUGGACUCAAAACUCAGAGACCUGGUGACGUUUGGGGUUGGUUUCCACCACGCCGGGGUAGACGUGUCCGACAGGAAGGUGAUUGAAGAGGCCUUCACCAUGGGAGACCUGCCUGUACUGUUUACAACCAGUACUCUGGCAAUGGGGGUGAACCUGCCAGCCCACCUGGUGGUGAUCAAGUCCACCAUGCACUACAUCGGGGGAGCCUGCAAGGAGUACAGCGACGCCGACAUGCUGCAGAUGAUUGGCCGAGCAGGCCGGCCACAGUUUGAUACGUCAGCAACAGCAGUGAUCAUGACCAAGACUCACACCAAAGACAAGUACAUGCAGUUCAUGAAUGGGGCAGAAAUUAUUGAGAGCAGCCUGCACACCCACCUUGUGGAGCACCUGAACGCUGAGAUCGUCCUCCACACCAUCUCAGACGUCAACAUGGCCCUGGACUGGAUCCGCUCCACCUUCCUCUACAUCAGAGCACUGAAGAACCCCAAACACUACGGUUUUUCCACCGACUUGGACCGAUGUGGGAUCGAAGCCAAAUUGCAAGAGCUCUGUCUGAAGAACCUGAACUCCCUGGCCUCCAUUGGUCUGGUCUCCAUGGAUGAGGAUGUCAACAUCAAAGCUACAGAGGCAGGCAGGUUGAUGGCCAGGUUCUGUGUGGCAUUUGACACCAUGGAGCAGUUCAGCAAGGUGACUGGCACUGAGACCUUACCUGAGCUGAUAGAAUUGAUGGCGAAGGGCAGAGAGUUCACUGACGUGCAGCUGAGAGUGAACGAGAAGAGAACCCUGAACACGUUGAACAAGGACAAGAACAGGAUCACCAUCAGGUAUCCCAUGGAGGGAAAGAUCAAAAACAAUGAGAUGAAGGUGAACUGCUUGAUUCAGGCCCAGUUUGGCUCCAUUCCAAUUCAAGAGUUUGGACUCACACAAGACACCGGUAGAAUCUUCCGGAAUGGAGUCCGAAUCAGCAGAUGUUUGGCAGAGUUUCUAAACCAGCGCUCCAAGACAGGCUUCUCUGCUCUGCUCAACUCCCUGAUACUGGCCAAGUGCUUCAGUGCCAAGCUGUGGGAGAACUCUCCUUACGUCUCAAAGCAGCUGGAGAAAAUAGGGUUGACUCUUUCAGCUGCCAUGGUGAACGCUGGGCUCACCACCUUCAGUAAGAUAGAGAAGACCAACGCCAGGGAACUGGAGCUGAUCGUCAACAGACAUCCUCCAUUCGGAAACCAAAUCAGAGAGGCUAUCAUCAAUCUACCCAAGUAUGAAGUUUGUUUGGAGCAGCUUCCAAGAUACCAUGUCGCCACCGCAGAGAUUGUCGUGACUGUGAACGUGAAGAACCACGAACAGCUGCUGUCAAAGAGAACUGCUCCUGACCACCACUAUGUCACCAUGAUCCUCGGGGACUGUGACAACAACGUGGUCUUCCUGCAAAAACUCACAGACUUGAUGCUGUUGAAGUCGGGAAGCUGGUCAAAAAAGAUCGAAGUGGCGAAAGCCUCCAAAGGAGAGGAGAUCAAUGUGAAUCUGGUCAGCUCAGAAUACGUGGGGUUGGACAUUCAACAGAAGUUUAGUCCCUUCUUCUCUGGACCGAAGAGGUACGGAGCUGAAUCACUCGCACCUGAGCAACAUAACACCAUGCAGCAAGCACAGGCUAAUGCUCAGAGAUCACAGGGUGCAACACAGAGAACACAGCCAACAGCUCAGCAAACACAGAAGAGAAACUCCACAUCCACAUGUGCCACAGAAAAGGAUUCCUCACAAUCAGAUCCAGGCAAAAGACAAUGUAACCACUUAUGCAAAAACAAGGAUCAAUGUGGCCACGACUGCUGUAAAAAUGGAGGGCCGGGGGUUCUGAAAAGGCAGAUGAAUCAGCAUUCGAGUUUCACCUCCUACCUCCAAGACCUGAAGACCAGGAGUGACACACUGACGGAGACACCAGUCAAACGCCUCAAGAUGAGAAUGAAUGGCGGGAUGGGAGCUGCGAACAUGCAACAGUUCUCUUAUUCACCUAAGCCAAUCCUACCUGCUUCUUCUAGGUAUGAAGGUAACCAGUAUGGCGCUUUAGCAAGACCACAGAGUGUAGAUUCAGCUGAGGACUUUACAACACCCCAAGAGAUGGCUUAUGUUGUGACCUAUGGCCAUGAGUAUAAUGACUACCUGGAAGACAUAUCUCAGACAACGGGAGAUUUGAAACCACCACCUGUUCAACUUCAGACCCUUACGGAGUCACAAAGCACUUCAAUGUGGAGGAAGCCCAAUGCCUACGAUGGAAGAUCCCUCAGCCACAGCACCCCCCAAAGCACCCCGCAAAGCCAGACCAAGAGUUACCCUCAGAGCCACAGCACCCCCCAGAGCCAGAGCAGGAGUUACCCUCAGAGCCACAGCACCCCCCAGAGCCAGAGCAGGGGUUACCCUCAGAGUCACAGCACACCCCAAAGCAGGGGUUACUCCCAAAGUAUCUCUCAGAGCCAGAGCAGAUGUUACCCACAGAGUCACUGCACCCCCCAAAGCAGGAGUUACCCUCAGAGCCACAGCACCCCCCAGAGCCAGUGCAGGAGUUACCCUCUGAGUCAAAGCACCACCCAAACCCAGAGCAGGGGUAACAGUACCCCCCAAAACCAGAGCAGGUCUUUCUCUCAGAGUUCCAUUGUAGACUUGACCGACGACAGUGGUUUCUUCUCAUCGUCAAUCACCCCCAGCGUGACCUUUGACCUGGGAGACGAGUGGGACGAUUUUGACGAUGACAACUUGGUGCACGCCAACGAGAAGCCAUGCACCUCUGUUGCUAAAACUAAAGGAGUGGACCUGGACUGUGAUAGGCCAAAAGGAAACUCCACACCACUACCAUCCAUUUCCUUACUGCCCAAACCCCGCUGCACUACAUCCAAUUCCCCACUCAGGUCGAUCUCCCCAGUUGUUUCUCAGAUACCAGUUACUACUCUCCCAGUCAGACCACACAACUCCCAGGCUGCUGCUAGCUGGAGCCACUCUGACAACAAGACCACAAGGACAUUCAGUGAACCCCCCAUGAAAGCACCACCCUCCUUCCCAAAACAGACUGACACUAGCUUGCCCCCCCUGGGACAACGGUUUGAUUUCUUCUCAAAGACGACUACCCCAAACAAUGACACUGUGACUGGCAAAAGGCUCCAGGGAGAGGAUUACAGCAAGGAAGUGGAGGCAUUCAUGGGGAUAUUUGAUGGACUAUUUUAGUAGUGUUUGUAGUUGUAUGCACUAUUUCCAUGAUAAUGUUUCAUGGUGAUUUGUCAUGUUAUUGUGUAUGUAAUUUUGUUAUACUGUUAUUUAUACUGUUUGUUGUUUGGGAUUCACUGUUAGAUUUACUGUUGGUCCUAUUUGAAAAUGUUUAUCUAGGAGUAUGAACUUUCACUCUUCUUUAGCAGGAUUCCAAAAAUGUAAUAUUUCUGUGUACUUUAUUAAAUGAACACAAUAUU